This is a messenger RNA of Rotaria sordida, 285 nucleotides long. The record is from the annotation of a GenBank genome assembly. Lineage: Eukaryota; Metazoa; Rotifera; Eurotatoria; Philodinida; Philodinidae.
AUGGCCAGUACAACUCAAAUAAAAGCUCAGGCAACAGGAGUAGAUAAUGAAAUUCGUAUGAUUUUACUUGGUAAAACUGGCGCAGGUAAAAGUUCAGUCGGUAACACUAUUCUUGGAGCAAAACUUUUUGAGGCAAAAUUAAAUCCAAAUGGUGUCACAAAGCAAUGUGGUUCUGCCACUCGAGACUUUGAACAGAAAAGGUUAUUUGUUGUUGAUACACCCGGAUUUCUUGAUCCCACUAUAACAGAGGCAGCAAUUCAGGAAGAAGUUGCAUUAUCACGUUGA